Exophiala oligosperma is the source of this 4182-nucleotide messenger RNA. RefSeq lists its product as uncharacterized. Lineage: Eukaryota; Fungi; Ascomycota; Eurotiomycetes; Chaetothyriales; Herpotrichiellaceae. The transcript has 2 exons. The record is from RefSeq and is a predicted model, not a curated record. Gene Ontology annotation, biological process: regulation of mitotic cytokinesis. Gene Ontology annotation, molecular function: GTPase activator activity. The coding region runs from base 446 to 3457 and encodes 1003 amino acids.
CUUCCUCUCCAUUGACUACUUCCGGUACUGACUGCGCUCUCAAAGUCGAGCUGAGAGAUCUCUCCUCGCUGAAACUCUUUCUGUCUCCAGAUACACUCAUCCUUCCUCGACUCUAUCCCUUCCCUUGUGUCUCCUGUUUUCUUGUGUACGUGCCUUGCCGGUGCUCUCUGCCCCAGGUACUUCACUGGCACCUAGUCGUCCUCUGCCGUGUUUUCUUCGCCUGCGGCUCUGUCACGUCUCCCUUUCCCUCGCCCGCGUCGAAACUUGGGACACAACACCCCUUGCAUCCACCGGCCUUCUGGAAUUAUCACGUUUUCGAGAAAGACGCUCCUCACAUCCUGACGAUCACUGCCACUGAUGGUCAACCCGCCAUGAGGAAGUUCCGUUCCAUCUGCCACCAGAACGGUUGGGCUGCAUCGCCUUCGAGGCCCACGGCCAACCAAGCAUGAUGGAACACAGUCAAGAGCACGUUGCUACGCUGUGUGCCGUUGGCACGGUCGGCAUUGCAGCGGCAGGCCUGGCAUUGGGCACGAGCGAUGGAGAGUCCUACCUCAUCAAACCUGGCAAGAGGAAGGCUCCUGGCUCGAGUGCUGCAACGAGAUCUCCCGUCUCCCCCGAGCUCCCACUCAACACGCGUCCGAAGACAUCUCAACCUUCACAAACACCAUCUGCACUUUCGGGGAAAAUCGAACGCCGGCUUUCAACCUCGCUCCUCCGAAGAAGGACGCUCUACUCAAGUACGCCAUCUGCUACCGCUUCCGAAGGUAUAAGAGUCGAGUCUCGUGAGAGCUCUGUAAGCAGGCAUUCCAUAUUAAGGCCCUGGACGUCUGAUCGCGACUCGUCCACGGAACGAAGAGAAGGGACACCCGGUUCAUCGUGGUUGAGACGAAUCUCAAGCCUCUCCCGCGGCAGAAACAGCAGUCCCGCGUCAUCUUCUUCACGAUUGGACGAAUCUCCCCAUGCUUCACGACCUUCCUUCAAUGAUCUUGACCGACCUAACAAGCUGGUCAAACGUAACUCUUCUCGACGUAUCCUUCAUUCUGAACGUGAAACGCCUGCCUUACUCCGAAGACCGGCCACAAGCCACCAGAGGUCUGCCACUUUGUCCGGGCCACCAUAUACUCGACCAUUGACGACGGAAUCUGUUCUGGAGACGGAGGCCGCGCAGUAUGUAUCCCAAGCACCAUCCUGGAGACCAUUUUUCGAUUCGGGAUACGCAAGGAAGAGGCAUUCCUCGGCUGCACAGCGGGAAACUUACGUUCGCACUGUAUCCAAACCUCAAUACCCACCUACCCUCUUGAUGGGUACAUCUGUGACUCCUCGAGAAAUGCAUGACAUCCAUGAAAAUCGUCCAGAACCCUUUUCGGACCCUGUCGUGCCAACAGGGACCCGACGGCACAGAAUGCGUCGCCCUAUGGGUUCAAUCAGGCGGGGCCUCCCUCAACGACAUUUCACUGACCCGAUAGUCCGAGUCAGCAAAGAUGAAGCCUACGGUAGCAUUGUGCCACCAUCAGACUUCCCAGGCCUUUCUCCCAUGUCGAAUAUAUCUGAUUUUGACGUAGAGUUACCUAUUGGCACGCCACAGUUCACCUCGAGUCCCCCUUCAUAUGGUCCUCCGCAACACCGCUUUGCCGUGCAGAAGAGGAUGUCGGUGGCUCCCUCGGAUCCAACCACAGCAAGCUCUGACAAUGACACCCGAGUAUUUACGGACGAUGACUCGAUGGACUUCCACAGCGACACUGCUUACGAUUCGUUAGCUACACGAGCUACAGCGAGUAGUCAUUCUGGUUUCCGCCAGCCUAAGAUUGAGACGAUAUUUGACGAGAUGGCGGUGGAUCAACAGUCAAGCAAGGUUUCUGGCAUCGAAGAUUUGAUGCAGAAAGUUACGCUGGAUGACUUUGCUGCACAAUUAGGCUCUGCACGUGUGUCUCCAGGUGCGAACCUGGGCAUAGGCAUCCAGGGUCUCGAGGGCCCUGAGACAGCUAGAAACGGCAGCCCCAAUCAGGCAUCCACCCCGGUCAAGGAUCCCUUGGCUGACACGGACGACUUCGUUUCAACACCAGUACCUAGGAAGCUGAACCGGAUUGGCCCCAGCUUGGACUCGUCUCCUCCCUCAAUCAGCUCUUUUGGCCGUGCUCACAAUGCCGAGCCUAGACUUCCUCAAAUGAUGGACCUUGAUGAAGAGGACAUCGAUUGGUCACCCAAAUCCGACACUGACAAGCUUGAGGCUGGUGAUGUCGUUGCUCCGAAUCAGUUUCAGUUAGGCUUUGACCAAGUGCUUGAAAAUGACUGUGAUGAGCAACAAUCAACGAAACGAUCGUCGAUUUUCGACUGGUCGGAGCACCAAAAGAUUGGAAGCGACCAAUCUGAUGGGGUUAGUCCAAGACCGAAAACCGUCCAUGGCAAGAAUGGUAACAACAUAGGCCGUAGUCGAGCAUCUGGACGUAAGAGCAAUGCAGCCAUGCACCUACGAAGCCAAAGUGUGCCAGUCAAUCGCGACAACUUGACAGAGGCAGAUCUGCCAUCUUCUGCUUCCAAAUUCGGUACAUGGGCUCUCGGCACCAAACCUGUCAGCGAGGAAUGGAGUGACGACUUCGAAUUUGACGAUGUAGAGGAAAACGAGGAAGUCGUGGAGGAUCCCAUUGACGAACAAGCAAAGAAGCGAGAAUCUUUGCGUAGCAGCGUCCGCGUUCCUCAGUCAAUCAUGGAUCGUCAACAGAGCGUGCACAUUCAAUUCGGCCAGGUCAGGGAUUUUAUGCUCCUGGUGGAAGAAUUGAAGAGGCUACGUGUUAGGGGCACAAUGUUGGGUCUCGUCGACAGCCAUUCUCGACAAUUGUGGGAAGACGCCGUCAGCAUCAUCGAUCUCGCAACGGUCAACGAGGAUGAAGACGAUGUACCACGACCCUCCUCACCCGGAUCUUCAGACACGUUUGGUGAUGAAACGCCACCUCAAAAGCGUAUGCCAGAGGACGAAGCCGGAAGGUUUGAGCUCGGGCGCGCCGCUAAUCGCCGUUCGAUUUCAAGUCCUGCCACGCCCCCGUAUGGACGACCUCGUGGCGAAAGCCUCCAAACAAAGAACUUUUUACAAACCAUUUACCAAAGUCGGAACGGCAUCGAGUCAUCCCCGGUACCAGUGAGUCGGGAAAAGCUGCCAUUCGAUACUCAAGAUCUGAAAGAUCUCGUGGUAAGAGCUGGAGUCAUUACACGGGCACUCAAGGAGAUUAUUCGAAAGGCAGAAGGAGUAUCCCUCAGCCCUGAGAAACAGUCGGCCAAAUUCCAAGAUCCUGUAUUCCGCCAGAUCUUCAAUCCACCCGACUCGUCGCCCAGUCCGGGUUUCAAGAAGCCCGGGCUUCCGAAAAGUCGGAGUGCAAAUAGCUAUCUUGAUGGAGCUGGAAGCUCGGCGGACUGUGAGCUUUCAUCGCCUCUAAGCUUCUCAAAGGUUGUCGAGGCAAAUUGAGAGCUUCAUUACAUGGGCUUUUUUUUCUUUUUCUUGCGCAGGACUGUACAGUACGAUGGAACGGCGUUGAUGAACCCAAAAAAACCUCCUUGGAGGAGGAUCGAUUGAGAGCGAUGCAUUGGAAGGCGUCUCUCGAAUUUAGCAUUUUUUUCCCUUUUCUUGCGGUUUGGGCGGACGUUGGAAAAGAAUCAAAAAAGGGAAGAGAAAACGGGCCUCGUAAUACAUGGGAUGAUGGCAAUGAGGGGGGCUGUGGUAUGCAUGGCAUUUGCUGAUGGGUUUAUUUACGAUUCUCAUGGGGAAGUUUCGAAACUGGAAAGAAUCCAACGACUGGACAUUGAUCCAGUUUGCGAUCAAUUGUCGGGAAGAAUGAGUUGUCUUUCUACCCUCCUCCCUACACAUACGUGAUUCAAAGAUACGGGCCACGACACGCAAACAGAAGGCCGAACAACAAGCACAAAACAAAACGUUUUUAGCAUUGGGCCUGUCAGUGAUUUCAGGUCUAUCGAGUUGAUUGGCAUGCACUGCAUUGGAAUUGAUCGAUUAUUGCUUUUUUCUCCUCUGUGCUUUGAGAUGAUACACAUGCAGUAGGUAGUGGUGGAUACCGACUGCUCUCCUAGGUAGAUAGCGGGUAUCAUUUCAUUACACGAACAGCAUGAUAAGGUACCUACCUAUAUGAAGCUGACCUAGGAUUUCGAUAGAAGUUGUUGUUGGUUGGGUAAUGAUAG